UAACUUAGCACCUUCUUUGCUUUAUAUGAUGCUUCUUGAGUCUUGACACACCCCCUAUACCCCCACCCCAACCCAUAAGCAUUCCAACACAACAACUUCAUAUUCACUCAAAACACAUUAGCACACACACAUACACAAACACAAACAAACACAAUGGAUGCAAAUCUUUUAUCAUGCAAGUAUGAAGAUGAAGAGUUCAUAGACAUGGAAGUAAGUCUAUCAUCACAUUCAAAUUCACCAUCAAAAAGCAAAGAAUUUGAAUUCCAAAUGGCUACUAAUACCACUACGCACUCAAAUUCACCUGCUGAUGAACUCUUCUACAAAGGCAAACUCCUUCCACUUCACCUUCCUCCAAGACUACAAAUGGUUAAAUCACUUCUACAAAAUAGUAAGUUCAAAGAAGAUGAACAACAACAACAACAACAACAACAACAACAACAAGAGUUCAUCACAUUUUCUACACCAAUGGUUCAAUCAUGCAACAUAUCUCCUACUGAAUCUUGCAGGGUCAGUACUGAACUAACUCCAGAUGAAUAUUUCUUCGAAUGGUCAACUGAAUUAACCGGAUUCAUCGGUGAUCACCCGAAGAAGUACUAUGGUCCAUGGUCAAAGAAACUUAAGCUAAUCAAACAGUCUUCAAUAACUCAAAAGCUUAAAGCUUCAAGAUCUUAUCUCAAAUCUUUGUUCAACAAAUCUGCUUGUGGAUCAGAUGGAAACCCUUGUGCUAAACAAGAAGUUGAACAAGAUUGUGAUAAUAGUUUUUUGAAAAAGUGUUUAAGAGUGAGUAAAACAACAAGUGGUUUUGGUCAACUUCAAACAGGAAAGUAUCCCACAUUGGCAAAUGUCUUAAAGGGUAUUGAAGAAAAUGGUAAUGAGGAUGUUUUUGAUAGUAAUUGUAGCCAUAGGAAGUCUUUUUCAGGGGCAAUAAAGAGAAAGUGUUCACCACCUUCAACAUCAUCAUCUUCAUCAUCAUCUUCUUCAUCUUCAUCUUCUUUCAAUUAUUCUAAUGGGCUUCAUGAAUCACAUAUGUUAAAGAGGAAUAGCAGUGCUAAUUCAGAGCUUGAAGGAUCAAUAGAAGCAGCCAUUGAUCACUGUAAAAAAUCCCAACAGGUUUUUGAUUCAAGGAAUCAUGUGUUCUUUCCAAAAUGUACCUUGUAAUGAUCAAAUAUUAUUCUAGAGGCCAUUUUUUUAAUUUUAAUUUU
Molecule: messenger RNA, 1202 nt
Organism: Helianthus annuus (common sunflower)
Lineage: Eukaryota; Viridiplantae; Streptophyta; Magnoliopsida; Asterales; Asteraceae
Product: probable membrane-associated kinase regulator 4
Exons: 1
Coding region: 154-1158 (334 amino acids)
Cellular component (GO): plasma membrane
Molecular function (GO): kinase inhibitor activity
Source: RefSeq, a predicted model, not a curated record